AUGGCUCAAGAAGUCCAAGGGCAGAGUCACGGCGACUCUCCCAGCAAUCCUCUAGUUUCUGCUCCGACGUCGACAUCUCCCUCUCUAGCUCCCAUCGCCGCGUCUGCUGCUCCCCCAGCAUACGCCGCCAGUUCAGCACCUGUAGCUGCAGCCGAUACGACCCUCCCGUCCCUCGCCGCCGCCAUUGCUGGCACCUCUUCCUCAACACCACCGGAUAACCCGACCGCCUCGACCGCCUCCGCAGCUCUUCCCUCCGCACCCGUGCCCGCCGCCGACCCCGACGUCACCGCUGCCUCAUCCGCACCGACAUCUACGCCGGCCUCGGCUGCUGCUGUCUCUGCUGCCCCGUCCGCGGUCCCUCAGCAGAACGGCGACAGCAGGGCUUCCGAGGGUGCUUCGACGCCCUCGUCCAAUCCGGAAAUGUCCAACCAGCACCCAGGAGCUCCCCAUGGCCAGCCUGUGAGCUAUCCGGGUCCCUCGACGCCGUACGCCACGACGGUUGGCGCGACCACCGCCCAGUAUGCUUCUUAUCCUGCUGUGACGAGUCAACAACAGAUGGACGCAUAUCGACCAAACCCCAUGCCCGUUGGGAGCAACGUCAUGUCACUACCGAGCAUGCGUACGAUCGAUCCGGUCCCCCAACAACCGGGGCCGUCCGUGACGAAUCCUCAGGGCAUGCAGAUGAGCAUGCCCAUGGCGCCUGUGUCGGGAGGUUUGCCAUACUAUGGCCACCAUGGAAUGCCGAUGGCUGCGGGUUACGGGAUCCCCUCGGACCCCAUGUCUCGAUACGCUCUCCCGCACGAUCCGCGACUGCUGGGACAUAGGGGGCCAAAAAAGGAAAUUAAGCGUCGGACCAAGACAGGAUGUUUAACCUGCCGAAAGCGCAGGAUCAAGUGCGACGAGACUCAUCCUACCUGCAACAACUGCAAAAAGUCAAAACGCGAGUGUCUCGGCUACGAUCCGAUCUUUCGACAGCAACCGGGUGGUCAAUCGUCGUCAAAUAUUCAGCCUGCGCCCUCAAGCCAACGCACUCCACCCGCGAUACCGAGCUCUAUCCCCUCGACGAUCCCCUCGUCAAUCGCGACCAACCCAGGCCUACCUGCACGGGCGACCAACUCCUACGGUAGUCAGCCGUCUAUGCUCCCGAGCUCCUACGCUACUGCACACGUGACCACUGCCAGCCCCAACCCGUCCAUCACGUCGCUCAGCUACGAGUCCAGCCUCUCCACUGUCGCGUCUCCUCCCAUCAAGUCCGAGUCCGGAUACGAAUACUCAUCCGCAAUCGAUCCGGCACUGCAAAGCCUAGCUUCAUCAGCGAUCCAGGACGGCUCAAGACCAGUUGACCAAAAGCCUCUGGACAACAACCUGCAUCUCAGAGGUGGCGCCCCCUACUUUUGA
Molecule: messenger RNA, 1398 nt
Organism: Fusarium vanettenii 77-13-4
Lineage: Eukaryota; Fungi; Ascomycota; Sordariomycetes; Hypocreales; Nectriaceae
Exons: 3
Coding region: 1-1398 (465 amino acids)
Biological process (GO): regulation of DNA-templated transcription
Molecular function (GO): DNA-binding transcription factor activity, RNA polymerase II-specific; zinc ion binding
Source: RefSeq, a predicted model, not a curated record